AUGUAUUUCGCGCUGCAUAGACGUUUUCCGCAUAUUGAAGGAUUUAUUCUGGUAUUUUUGCAAAUUAUUUCAAACAGUGCAGCGCACACAUUCUCCACACUAUUGGAUGGGAAAAUAGUUGGUGGCCAGCCGACUACUAUCGGCGAGGUGCCAUAUUUGCUGAAUUUGCGGCGUAGUGGUCAAUUCAUUUGCGGCAGUUCACUGGUAACGCAACGCUGUGUACUCACCGCGGCGCACUGUGUGAAAAAUGUGCCAGCGGCGGAUUUAACGGUGCACGCAGGCGCCAGCCGACUAUCCGAAAUUGGUGUUAUGCGUCAGGUGGAGCAGCACUUUGUAUCGCCAUUCUAUUCAACCUCAACACUAGAUAUGGAUGUGGCUAUAUUGAAAUUGAACGAGCCGUUGAGUGGACCAAACAUUUCCACAAUUAGUUUGUGUAAUAAACAGCCUGCCAGUGAGGAGUUUGUGAAAAUAAGUGGUUGGGGUAUAACCAGUGAAUAUAACAAUCAACCACCGGAUCAAGUGCGUACGACAUUUGUACGUGUUGUUGCCAAGAGUGAUUGUAUGCAGGCAUAUUUGGGUAAGGCUUUGUUAACCAGUACGAUGUUCUGUGCCACCAUACCGGGUGCACGGGACUCAUGCUCUGGUGAUUCUGGUGGACCGGUCGUGUAUGAUGGACGAGUAUGUGGUAUUGUCUCUUGGGGUUUCGGUUGUGCACGCAAAGAGUAUCCUGGUGUUUAUACCAAUGUGGCUAGUCGACGUGUAAAUGCUUUUGUGAAACAACUGUUAAUGUUACACUGCCAAUAA
This is a messenger RNA of Bactrocera latifrons, 804 nucleotides long. RefSeq names its product trypsin beta-like. NCBI's taxonomy places the organism in Eukaryota, Metazoa, Arthropoda, Insecta, Diptera, Tephritidae. Gene Ontology annotation, biological process: proteolysis. Gene Ontology annotation, molecular function: serine-type endopeptidase activity. Bases 1 to 804 code for a protein of 267 amino acids. The record is from RefSeq and is a predicted model, not a curated record. The transcript has a single exon.